AUGGCAUUGACGCAUAUAGUCCCCCUAAUGGACACUCAAUCUUUCUCAGAGGCUGAGCUGAUUAAACAUUUUACAUAUUCCUACAUACCUCUUCGUCAGGUCCGGAGGGCUGCGAGUCGGCGACCCAAUGGCCGCAUUGCUACCGAGAGCAUAUGGCUAAGAAUAAUCGGACACCUCGAUGACAGCGUGUGCCUCUACCAAAAGCAGAAGACCCUCCAUUCCCUUUCUCUAACCUGUCGAUUCUUCAACGAAUUCGCUACAAGAGCUCUCUAUCAAACCCUUGAUCUGCAGUACCACGGAGAGCGGGAUUCGGGGAUAUCUGAAUGCACCUGCUCAACCCAUAAAAAGCUGGCGAUUGACUCGAAUCGACCACGUAAACGGCACCCCCUCAGAAACAAACUCAAUAGGCUCAUUCGGAGUCUCCGUUCUCGACCCAAUUUGCCCGGAAACGUUUUGCACUUGAAACUCCCGCAUGAGUAUCCCAUUCCCAAGCUCAUUGAGCAGCCAUCCGAUGGAGAUGAACCAAAUCCCAUUACUGCGAAGUGGUUUGAGAUAUUCAGAAUAUGUUCUCCUGGACUGAACACUGUUGUGGGACUGGAUGCUUUGUUGGAGGAAUUUCUGGAUCGUAGUAGCCUGAGGCUAGAUAUUGGUUACAAGUUGUGGGAAGCUCUGGAGAGGAAUAAGAAGUGGCAAGAGUGGGAUUUCACCAACUGGUCCCUAGCAUAUCUCCCUGGCCUCAAUAUUUUGGGGUUCCCGCCAGCAGAACCUCCAGAAGAUUCUGGCUGGAGUAUUGGAAGACUUCAGCAAACAUUUGCGAGCUGGAAGAACCUUAAGCACGUUACUUUGAGAGAAACGGCUUGGUUGCAAGGUGCCCUUCACUCACUCCCGAGACUACAGUCGGUGACUAUCAAUGCGGACGCAUUCACAAAUUUCGAUAAUAUCUUCCAGCAUAUUCCUGCAAAGAACCUACAGUCGUUAUCAUACAGCUGUGAGGAGCUGCACGCUGAGGAUUUCCGCUCAAAGGGGCCUGAUUACUUGAGUUCGGAGCCUUUCGAACCAUUAAUUAAGUUUCUGGAAGACACAAACUCAUCGCCUUCGAUCCUACCGGUUCUCAAGAAAAUCAGCAUUAAUUUUCAAUGGUGGAACGAUGAACACAAGCCAUACAACUCUGGGAUGAAUUUCCGCCAACUCGUAUCUUCAAUUUUUAGCUCGGUCCCAAUGCUGGAAGAGUUGAACUUAACCAUUGCAACAUAUCACGAACGAAUCAUUGGGGCCGAAGAGACGAAUGAUCUUGUGCAAGAGCUCGAACAGCAGUCAAUCGCCAACACAGUUCUUGCCCCUAACCUUCGAAGCAUGUCUCUGUCAGUUCCAGCACAAACGAAUACUGAAUGGUUGGCAAGAAAGAUCGCUUCUGGAGCCUUUCCAAAUCUUAGAAGCUUCAACUUCGAGUCUUCUUUGAGUAAAGGCGAAUUUAACGAAUGUAUAAUAUGUACAGAGUUUGAGGAUGCGAAGUCGGUACGGGAUCUGGCAAAAGGUCAGGAUCAACUAUUGAUUAGUGCGUGCCAAGAAUUCGGGGUAGAUAAGUGGGCUAUGAGUGUCCGGAACAAACCUAAUAAUACUUGCCCCAUUUUUGCUAUGGACGAGAACUACAUGUAG
Morchella sextelata is the source of this 1656-nucleotide messenger RNA. RefSeq lists its product as uncharacterized. NCBI's taxonomy places the organism in Eukaryota, Fungi, Ascomycota, Pezizomycetes, Pezizales, Morchellaceae. Bases 1 to 1656 code for a protein of 551 amino acids. The transcript has 2 exons. The record is from RefSeq and is a predicted model, not a curated record.